Stylonychia lemnae is the source of this 2004-nucleotide messenger RNA. The record is from the annotation of a GenBank genome assembly. NCBI's taxonomy places the organism in Eukaryota, Ciliophora, Spirotrichea, Sporadotrichida, Oxytrichidae.
AUGAAUAAUUUCAAUGGAGGUAAUAGAAAGGAAUCAAUUGCUUCAUGUAGGUCAGAUCAAAGUGAUUUUAAUAAGUAGAUCAUUUAGAGAAUGAAAAAAUCUAAGCUUAAGAUAAACAAAAAUUAAAGUGAAUAAGCUUAAUCAGGCUUAUCUCUUGCUGAAAAAUUUGACAAUAUUUGGGAGUAUAUUAAGUUCUAAUCAAACUUAAGUACUAGUCAUAUUUAAAAAAGUUAAUAAUAGGAAUAAUCAGAGGGAGUGUAUUUUAAACUUAAAUAAAAAAUUCCAAUUUAACAAGAAGUUGAUAGUCUUGUGGCAUAAAAAUCUAAAUAGCUUUAGGUCUUUUCAAACAUCAUUUAGAAUAAGGAUAACUCAUUUGUAGUAACCACUAUCAGAGAUAUGUCUCAUUGGAUUGAACUUGAGAGGCAAAAAAAUUUAACAGUAGCAAAAACUUUAGCAUUUGCUUCAGCUGCUCAUGAAUUCAGAAACCCACUAGGAGCAAUAAUAAAUUCACUUGAUCUAAUGAAAGACUCCUUAGAUAUGUAAAAAGCUGAAAAAUUCUAUCUAACUGCUAAAAAUUGUUCGAAUUUAAUGCUGUAUUUAGUGAAUGACAUUCUUGAUUAUAGCUAAAUAGAGACAAAGUCUCUUGUACUAAACGUAGACUAAAUCAAUGUUAAAAUUUUCUUAGAAGAAUGCAUUUCAAUACUCUAAUUUCGAGCUGAUCUUAAAAGAAUAUUACUUUGCUAUCAACUUGAAAGUGGGUUUCCUGACACAAUACAAUCAGAUGAAAACAGAUUAAGAUAAAUUUUACUUAAUCUAAUCUCAAAUGCUAUAAAAUAUACAAAUUAAGGUUUUGUGAGAAUAAACUGUUUCAUUCUGAAAAAUUAACUUUAAGAUAAAGUAGCUAGAUUAUGUUUUGAAGUUGAAGAUUCUGGAGUUGGGAUUGAAAAAAUAGAUUAAUAAAGACUUUUUCAAGCAUAUUGCAAGAACUUUAAAAACCGUUAUCUCAACAAGUAAGGAUGCGGCUUAGGAUUAACUAUUAGCAAAAAUCUCGCUCUUGCCUUAAAUGGAGACAUAAAUGUAACCUCUGAGAUUGAUAAAGGUUCUAAAUUUACUCUAAUGCUUCCUAUUUACAAACAAUCUAAUAUUGAACAAGAAUUUGUCUACAAGAAAGGGUUAGCCAAUAAAAAGCGAACUCUAUAAAUAGAAUAUGUUCAUAGGCAGCACCCUUACAUUAAUAAAGAGACGAAGAAAUAGAAAAAUUCUUUCAUUAAAUAUGGAAUGGAAUAAGAUCUUUCAAUUGAUUUUGAGACGCCUUAAAUUUCAGAAAUCAAUAAUUAUGAUUUAGAUCAUGAUAUCAAUCAAACAAGUUAUUCAAACUAAAAUUAGCAUUAGCUACACAAGAAUAUUGGGGGCUAUUUGAGAAACUAAAAGAAAAUGAAAUUAAUCUACCGAUAAAGAAGUAACUCAAUCUCUUCUCAUAAAGAUCUUACAGAUCUUGAUCAAGAAUAAGAGUCAUUGAAUUUGAGUGAUGAAGAAAGUAAGAUAGCCCAAGUAGAAAUCUGUAAUUGUGCGAAAAUUCUCGUUGUAGAUGAUGAUCCAUUUAAUAUAAUUGCUCUUGAAGGAAUGCUUAAUUAGCUAGGUAUUGUAAAGAUAGAAAAACUAUUCAAUGGCAAAGAUGCUAUUAAUCAUCUGGUAAAAGUUUUUGAGAGUACAAAUUAACAGAAAUUUGAAUUAUAAAAUAAAACAUGCAAUAAUCACUAGCCUUACAAGUUGAUUUUAUUAGAUAAUUAAAUGCCAUUUAAAACAGGGAUCUAAGUUGCUUAAGAGUUAAAGUCAAUGUACGGAGAUCUAAUAGAAUAAUUAAAUAUCAAGCUAGCAAUGAUAUCAGGUGAUGGUGAUUUAUUGUAAAACCAUAUUUACUAGGAGACUUUUGAUUAUCUAUUAUAAAAACCUCUAUCUGUUUCUAGGCUAAGACAGAUAAUAGUUGAAAAUGGGUUAUUGUGA